Molecule: messenger RNA, 1962 nt
Organism: Tarenaya hassleriana
Lineage: Eukaryota; Viridiplantae; Streptophyta; Magnoliopsida; Brassicales; Cleomaceae
Product: probable eukaryotic translation initiation factor 5-1
Exons: 3
Coding region: 405-1724 (439 amino acids)
Biological process (GO): formation of cytoplasmic translation initiation complex; formation of translation preinitiation complex; translational initiation
Cellular component (GO): cytosol
Molecular function (GO): translation initiation factor activity; GDP-dissociation inhibitor activity; eukaryotic initiation factor eIF2 binding
Source: RefSeq, a predicted model, not a curated record
UAUAAAUAGCUAGACAAGUUACUUUUGGUUUGCUGGAAUUCUCAUUUUCUUCGUUCUUCGGCGCAGGCGAUUCUCCUUUAGAGACCGAGUUCUCCUUCGGCGUCGUUCUAAUCCAAAGAAGUUGGCAGUUGAAGCUGCUGCAUCUGCAGUUUGCAAAAGUGGAGCCUCUAAAGUUGGAAGCAUCUUUUAUGUCUGAACGGGCUUCUCUCUUUCAAUCAUCUAUCGGGUUGUUAGGAGAGUACUGUCCUAUAUCCAGAAAAAGGAGUGGUCAUACAUCUCACAAAGAGGGUGGUUGUAUGCAUCUGGAAUCUAUUGAGGCUUACAACACUAGCAGCUUGGGUUUCCAUUUGUGCUUCUACUGAUAGAUAUUCCCUGUCUAUUGGGUGCUUGCUGCUCAAAUCACAAUGGCUUUGCAGAACAUUGGUGCUUCCAACCGUGACGAUGCCUUCUACAGGUACAAGAUGCCAAAGAUGGUUACCAAGAUUGAAGGCAGGGGCAAUGGCAUCAAGACCAAUGUGGUCAACAUGGUUGACAUUGCCAAGGCCUUGGGAAGACCUGCUUCUUACACUACAAAGUACUUUGGUUGCGAGCUUGGUGCCCAAUCCAAGUUUGAUGAGAAGACUGGAACUUCACUGGUGAAUGGGGCUCACGACACUGCCAAGCUGGCAGGACUUCUCGAGAAUUUCAUCAAAAAGUAUGUCCAGUGCUACGGUUGUGGGAACCCUGAAACCGAGAUACUCAUCACGAAGACACAAAUGCUCCAACUGAAAUGCGCAGCUUGUGGGUUUAUCUCGGAUGUCGAUAUGAGAGACAAGCUCACUUCUUUCAUCCUGAAGAAUCCUCCAGAGCAAAAGAAGUCAUCGAAAGACAAGAAGUCACUGAGGAGAGCUGAGAAAGAAAGGUUGAAGGAGGGUGAAGCAGCUGAUGAGGAGAUGAAGAAGCUCAAGAAGGAGACUAAUAAGAAGAAACCCACCUCAGGUGCUCCAACAAAAGACAAAGCUUCGAAGAAGAAAGGCCAAACGCAUACGUCUGAUGAAGAUCGCUCCCCUCCCUGCAACCAAGCUGUUGAUGAACUCAAACAAGCGGGCAGUGAUGAUGACGAUGGCGAUGACAUCCAGUGGCAGACCGAUACCUCUCGGGAGGCGGCCGAACAACGGAUGAAAGAACAGCUCAGCGCUGUUACAGCUGAAAUGGUGAUGCUGUCUACAGACGAGGACAAGAAAAAGACUGCGGCUGAGAAGAAGCUUCCGCAAAAGGACAAGCUUGUCAACGAGAUAAAAGAGCUUCUGAACAAUGGUUCAACUCCAACCCAACUGAAAUCUGCCCUAGCCUCACUCACCGCCUCACCUCAGGAGAGAAUGGACGCUCUGUUCUUGGCAUUAUUUGAAGGUAUAGGGAAGGGCUUCGCCAAAGAAGUGGCGAAGAAGAAGAAGUAUAUCUUAGCCUCGAUGAUGGAAGAGGAAACCGAGACAUCGCAGAAGGUAUUGCUCGAGGCUUUAGAGAAGUUCUGCGGGAAGGCGAGUGAGGAGGCAGUGAAAGAGGUGGCACUUGUUCUGAAAGGUCUUUAUGACGAUGACGUGUUGGAGGAAGAGGUGAUUCUCGAUUGGUACAAGAAAGGGAUUUCCGGUGGGAAAAGCUCGGAGGCGGUGGCGAUGUGGAAGAAGGUGAAGCCGUUCGUGGAGUGGCUUUUGGAUGCCGAGUCGGAAUCUGAGACGGAGGAGUGAGUUAAUAAUAUAUAUACCGAUUACGGUCUAUGGAUUGUGUUGUGUCUGGUCCUAAUGUCUUAAGGGUUUGGUAUUUGAAUAAGUGUUAGAGGACAUGAAUCUGGCUGGGUUUCUCUCGUCUCGGUUGGGUGUUUGUUUGCUUGUUUUUUUUUAUAUCGUGUUUGAUGCACGUCGUUUCUAUGGACUUGUGGCUGGCUGUUGGAUUUCUUCUUCUUAUUUUUGUUUGGGUUUAUUGUCA